Messenger RNA from Peronospora farinosa, 330 nucleotides. NCBI's taxonomy places the organism in Eukaryota, Oomycota, Peronosporomycetes, Peronosporales, Peronosporaceae. The record is from the annotation of a GenBank genome assembly.
AUGCGCCAGAUCAGCUUUAAGCAGACUGGCAAGCGCAAAACUCGGCCGAGCAAUAAUGUUGUGCGCUCCGUGCGUCGUCAAGCUGGGUUACGAGAAGCAAAUGCACUAGACAACUUGUAUGACCGUCAUCAGAAGAGCCGAUCAGAAGUGCUAAACUACGAUGACGAAGAAAAGAAAGAAGGUAACAGCUAUCACGAUGAUGACUCUACGCCUACAGCCAACAGGUGUGUCAGUGACAAUGCAGUAGAAGCAUAUGAUUUGGCCAAUUCUUCGAUCGACUUGACCACACUAAAACCAAUGCGAUAUGUGAGCGCGUCCACCUCGAGCUGA